AUGGUUGCAAGUACUCCUGGUGGCGCCAGCCAUAGUACCCCAGUUGUACAAGCGCCAGAAACCAGCAGGGUGGAAGAUGCCAGACAAAGUAUCACCACUCUGCAAAUAGUAAAAAAUAGCACCGGUAGUGCCUGCCGUAGUACUCCGGACGAGCAACCAACAACCAGCAAAUCGGCGGCCGUUGCAGGCAGCAAUCCCGCCUCUAAGAAAAGGAAACCCUCGGGCGUGGUCAUGAGACAGAUGUACCAGAAGGCGCUGUAUAUGUUAAAUAAAAUUGACAAAAAUGCAGCGGCCGGUACGGUACAUGAGCGUGACGAGGAAGACAAGGCAAAAUACAUGCAAAUAGUGGAAGAGUACGAAAAGUUACAGACAGAUCGUGCAGCCACAAUCGAGGCCACCGAAGCAAAGAAACGGAACCGCUCUCAUAAUGAAGGCGGCCAAGGGGCCAUUACACAGAAGGCUAAGCAAGGAGGUGAUGCGGAGUCUGCAGCACCCGCGAAGCAUCGCUAUUUUAGUGACGUCGCCAGAGAUCACCUACAGGCGGCGAUAAUAGAUGAAAAUAGCAAGACACCGCUGGCAGUGCAGCAAAAAUGGGUGGAGAUUGAUGUGAGGCUGUCGAGCCUCGUAAUGAACUACGUACUCGACAACCCCGAAGGUCCUCACCCAGAGUUCCACUCGUCGGAAUCCCUACGGGGAUACCGGGUAGUCAAGUGCGCGAACCAGUUCUCCCUGGAUUUCCUUGCUGGAUGCGUCGCUAAGAUCAGCGACACUUUUGUCGGCUUGAAGCUCAAGCUGAUUCCAGCUAAGGACAUUCCAAGGAGACCACGUGCGCGCAUUUGA
This is a messenger RNA of Rhagoletis pomonella (apple maggot), 840 nucleotides long. RefSeq lists its product as uncharacterized. The transcript has a single exon. Lineage: Eukaryota; Metazoa; Arthropoda; Insecta; Diptera; Tephritidae. Bases 1 to 840 code for a protein of 279 amino acids. The record is from RefSeq and is a predicted model, not a curated record.